GUCGGCUAAAUUUCAGUUAAACAAAUAAAAAACAAAACGCAUUCAUACCGCAGAAAUCCUAUUUGACUGAGCUUCUACUUUAGUCACCGGAAAUAAGUUGUUUGAAGCUAUCAGGCGAUGAAGUGAUGUUCGUUUCCGGUUUAAUAAAAACAAAUGGUAACCAGGGGAACAUUCGAACCGCUGUCAUCACAACAAAUGAAACGCACAACUGACAUGUCAAAAAAGUGUAAAAAAAAUUUAUUACUCUUCUUCGAUGUUUGUGUCAACUCGUUUGCAGGAUUCACCAGGAGUCGUCCUGUGGAACUCCUCUCACUUUACGUAAUUCAGGAUUUUUGUUUAAUCGUGUCUCUCACGAUUCUCCUCGUUAAUUUCUUUGGAACUUAUAUUUUCCAGGCAGGGCUGAUACAGCUGCUGUAUUUUCGUUUUCGAACAACCCUCAUUUUAUGCGUCAUCUACAUAGUAUUAAAUAUCAGUCUUCAUAUCUGGCAUAUGACUAUUCACUGGCAACAACCACUGAUCCAUUACUGGACAAAGGGAUUCCACUCACUGUACGCCGUUCACAGAAUAGUUGCAGUGCUGUAUUAUUAUUUCUACAAAAGAGCUGCCUUCAAAAUUGGAGAUCCAAGAUUUUACGAAGGAUCAAAAUGGGUGGAAAAGCAAUUAAAUUUCGCGUAAAUAUUUGUACUAAUCACUUUAAUACUUAGAAUAUACAAUAUAAAACAAUAGCG
Fopius arisanus is the source of this 728-nucleotide messenger RNA. RefSeq names its product transmembrane protein 138. The record is from RefSeq and is a predicted model, not a curated record. Lineage: Eukaryota; Metazoa; Arthropoda; Insecta; Hymenoptera; Braconidae. The transcript is spliced from 5 exons. Gene Ontology annotation, cellular component: cilium. Bases 154 to 675 code for a protein of 173 amino acids.